AUGGUCGCCAAGGCAAGUAUGUCCCACACGGCUCAGAAUUUCGGAAGGCAGAAAAGCCUAAAAGCCUUCACUCACGCGCUUGCUCAAGCGUCAACAAAGUCCCACAUAAUUAUGGACGACAUCCAAUCAAUCUCACCGUUACCGAGUGAUGCCCCACUUACUGAUUGUAUUUCAAUCAUGCCUUCACAGGAAGACAGUCAACCACCCCAAGACCCUCCACUGGACUGCCAUGUCAUUGUCUCGACUAUGAAUCCAGCGGCGAGACGAGGGCGUCGCAUGGCCAAGAGCAAAAGCCGUGCCCUGUGUCCUUUUUCGGUGGUGACAGUGUCGACUAAGCGGAAGCGAAAGCGCGACACUCGAGAAAUCGAGCAAGAGCGAUGGCAAGGAUCGCCCUUCGAGCCCAAAGGAAGGUUUUCGACGCAUGACACGAUGGACUUGACGUAUAUUGUCGAGCCGCAUAAGGGAUGGUCUGACAUGACACGCUACAACAGACCUUCAGUGAAAAAGGUGCAGUACUACAAUGACGAUUUCGUUUAUGUGGCGACCCAACGGGCCAUCGCGCAACAAAAGAGUAGCGGCUUGCUCCAGCUCGCCGACUGCUGGGUGGCCAAAAUACUCGAAAUCAGGGCACGGGAUCAACACCACGUCUAUGCUCGUGUUUAUUGGAUGUACUCUCCGGACGACUUGCCUUCCAAAGCACUCGAAAACAACAAGCUGAUAUCAGGACGGCAAGCUUACCAUGGACAAAACGAGUUCAUAUCAGUGGAUGUCAUCGAUGCUGUCAGUGUUGUUAUGCGCGCUCAAGUCAGGCAGUGGGUGGAGUCGGACGAUGAAGCGGUGCAGGAUUCGCUGUAUUGGCGGCAAACUGUCGAUCUCACAUGUUAUUGCAAGAUGCCUGCGAAUCCGGACAAAACAUUGAUUGGCUGCUCAAAUCCAAGCUGCGAUCAAUGGCUUCAUUACGAGUGUCUUCUGCAUGCCUGUCUCAUGAGUGUCUACGAGCAGCUGGGCACAGACAAGCCGCAUAAGACGGAGUUAGCAUCGAAGGGGAAAACUGUGGUAAAUCCACAGCCAGACGUACAAGCAAAAAUAGCGGCAAAGGAGGACGACACGACAAAGCCAGCUGCUGGUGAGAAAGAGAGUGAGAAGCCUUACUCAAAGUUAGAGUGCACAAACGGCCUCACAUCACAGCCAGCCGGUACGCCGGAGAUUGCAACAGAAGUCAUGGAAGUGGCGCACGACAAGCUUAAUCAGUCGGAGCACAUAACAGAAUCGGGCAGAAAGGAAAGAGGAAAUGGCGCGCCCUACGCCGGCCUUUUCGAUGCAAAGCUUCGGUUAGAUCGAAACCAAGCGGUAUGGGAGGUGGCUGAUCUGCGGCAAAACAUCCCUUGCGGCGAUCGAGAAUGGGAAUUGGACGUCAAAUGUUUGGUCUGCGGUUCUACAAUCACGUAG
This is a messenger RNA of Purpureocillium lilacinum, 1449 nucleotides long. The record is from RefSeq and is a predicted model, not a curated record. Lineage: Eukaryota; Fungi; Ascomycota; Sordariomycetes; Hypocreales; Ophiocordycipitaceae.